This is a messenger RNA of Thrips palmi, 1869 nucleotides long. RefSeq names its product probable ATP-dependent RNA helicase DDX56 (gene Hlc). The transcript is spliced from 8 exons. The record is from RefSeq and is a predicted model, not a curated record. Gene Ontology annotation, molecular function: RNA helicase activity; nucleic acid binding; ATP binding. Gene Ontology annotation, cellular component: nucleolus. Lineage: Eukaryota; Metazoa; Arthropoda; Insecta; Thysanoptera; Thripidae. The coding region runs from base 141 to 1835 and encodes 564 amino acids.
GUUGUUGUUUGUUUUCUUUGUUUUCUUGUCGUCCGUGCAGCGUGUUCGUUCGGCUGCGCAUUUCGCUCAGUUUGAUGAUGAUUGAUGACAAGAACUAAGACACUCGUGCAUUCGGUAUCGCUUUUAUUCAUCACUGAGCCAUGGCCGAACCUCAAAUUGUAAAAUUCCACGAUUUGGAACUGGAUGACAGAAUUUUGAAGGCUAUAGCUAAGGAAGGUUGGACAGAGCCCACACUAAUCCAGGAACGAGCUAUUCCUCUUAUUUUGCAAGGCAAAGACGUGUUAGUCAAAGCCCGAACGGGUUCAGGAAAGACUGGAGCCUUUGCGAUACCCAUCAUUCAGAAGAUUUUGAACUCGAAAUUGAUUGCCACAGAACAAGCAGUGAAAGCACUUGUCCUUGCUCCAUCAAGAGAACUGUGUCAGCAAGUUGCAAGAAAUUUUGAACAGCUGACUUACAAAUGCUCAAGAGAUGUCAGAAUUUUGGACAUUUCGCCCCAAGUUGAUGUAAAUGUCCAGCGUCCAUUACUUGUUAGUAAACCAGAUGUUGUUGUUUCAACCCCUGCAAGAGCUCUCCUCCACUUAAAGUCAGGAAGUUUGGUGCUCAAAGAGUCCCUUGAAGUUCUUAUUAUUGAUGAGGCUGACUUAGUUCUCGCUCAUGGGUAUGAGUCUGAGACAACAGCACUACUUGAGUUUCUGCCUUCUGUUUACCAAGCCAUCCUUGCUAGUGCAACACUAUCAGAUGAUGUUCUGCAACUGAAGAAACUUAUUCUCCACAACGCUGUAACACUGAAACUAGAAGAACCAUCUCUUGCACCAACAUCUCAGCUCCAACAUUAUCAUCUGUUUGCUGAAGAGAAGGAUAAAGCAGCCAUUCUCUAUGCACUUAUUAAAUUACAUUUACUUCGUGGCAAAACGAUCAUUUUUGUAAAUAAUGUCGAUCGUUGCUUCAAGCUCAAAUUAUUUUUGGAACAAUUCAAUGUCCGAACAGUGGUGCUCAACUCAGAACUACCUGCUGCCACCAGGUGUCAUGCCGUCAAUCAAUUUAAUGAGGGCAUCUAUGAUAUAAUUAUUGCAUCUGAUGAAACUGUGCUUGCCGAACCAGCGACAGCAAGCUCAUCUCAAAAAAAGAAAAAGAAGAAGAAGAAGGAGGAAAAGGAAGAAAAAGAAGAAGCGGAGGAGAAGGCAAGCAAAAGAAAGAGUGACAAAGAAUCUGGUGUUUCCCGGGGCAUUGACUUUCAAUUUGUUUCCAAUGUUAUCAAUUUUGACUUCCCUCUGGACAUCAAGUCAUAUAUCCAUAGAGCUGGUCGAACUGCCCGUGGAAAAAACAAGGGCACGGCUUUGUCUUUUGUGAGCCUCCUUGAACAGCCUCGUAUGCACCAAGUUGAAAACUACUUAAAAAAUGAACAUAGUGUAGAAGAAAAUGUUAUGAAAGCUUACCAAUUUAAAUUGGAAGAAGUAGAAGCCUUUAGGUAUCGCGCCAGGGAUGCAUGGACAGCAGUCACCAAAAUUGCAAUAAGAGAAGCCCGUAUAAAGGAGAUCAAACAAGAAUUAUUUAACACCAAUGAACUCAAGAGCUAUUUUGAGGACAACCCACGGGACUUACAAUCCUUGAGACAUGAUAAGGCUCUUCACACAGUCAAAGUACAUCCCCAUUUAGCUAAUGUACCAGAUUAUAUUGUUCCUGAUGCUUUGAGGAAGCUGUCAGGAAUUGGUCACAAUCGGAAACGGCGCCGUUUUCACCAGAAGACACCUAGACAAGAGAUGUUCCUUGCUGCAAGGAGCAAUCCACUGAUGAGUAUGGAAUUUGAAGGAUUUGGGAAGCGGCAAAAGAAAUAGUGUUUGUUACAAUAAAAUUUGCUUUGAAACUUAA